UCGAUAGACUUGAAAUGGACAAAUCAAAAGACAGAUAAGACCAAUAAGAGACCAGAAGAGCAAAUCCAGGAAAUAAGAGAUGAGGUGCAAAAUACUACUGCAGAACGAAAACUGUCCAAAAAGACUUUGCAACAAUUCAAAAUAGAUCCAAAUUGUGUUAAUGUUAAAAAUAUCACCAACCAUCACAGAACUCAUUAAAAAUACGCAAUUUAGUCAAUCGAAACUUUUUUCCAUAACUUACACACAGUGAAGCCAGUUAGAAUGACCUCACAUAUUUCCAUUUUAUAUCCCAUAAUAAUGGAGGAUGUUUAAAGACAUUUUCCUUACUUUCCUCAAAAACCCAAACUACAAAAAAGUGUGAAAAACAAUCAGAAGACUAAGCUGUUAAGGAGAGUGAAGACGCUGGCUGAAGGACAAAGUCAUUAAUUUUUGGAGGCAUGUCCUGAGGUCUGAUGAAACGAAAAGUGGCAGCAUCGUGUUGUGGGGGUGUUCUGCUGCAGAAGGUACUGGUGCAAAACAUCAUGGUGAAAGAACACUACAUUUCAAAUCAUCCCCCAGGAUGUUAAAGCUUGGACCGAAAACCAUCCAUCCAUUGUCUGUACCUGCUUAUCCAUGCAUGGUGGCGGGGUUCUGGUGUCUAUCUCCAGCUGUCACUGUGCGAGAGGCUGGGUCCGUCAGGAGCAACACAGAGACACAGGAUAAACAACCAUGCACACACACUCAUACUUAAGGGCAAUUUAGAGAAACCAAUUAACCAAUUAACAGUCAUGUUUUUGGGCUUGUGAGAGGAGAACAUGCAAACUCCAUGCAGAAAGAAUCCAGGGAGUCCAACACAGGCGCUUUAUGCUGCAAGAUAACUUUGCUCAAACACAAUGGGUCUUCAGAUGAAAACAUAUUGACUUUAUUUAAUAUUUCUGUGUGCAGCUGUAACAAGUUAUCGUCCUUAUCAGUUCGUGUAACACUUUUCCAGUGUAGACAAUUUUUCUAAAUGAAGUUUUGCUCAUUUUAAAUUCUUAGAUUUGCACAGAUUUAAUGUUUCAAAUCAUAAAAAGUUUUCUCGACUUAAAUGACAAACAUAUAAUAAUUAGUGUAAAAAGAAUAUCUAAUAUUUUCUCUCCAGCUCCAGUCAUGCAGCUGAAGGAAUAAGUGGUUUAUUUAGACGCAGUGAAGCUGUUGAGUGAUUCCCCCCUGUGAUCACAGGGGCAGGCUGUGCAUAUAUAAGUGGACAGGGUUUUCACGCCGCCUUGCUGAGUGGAGGGACUCACACACACUGCAGAUCCACGCGUUCAGCCUGGAAACAGACCAAGCUGCAAACUUCAGCUCACACAACCUGCUUUUGCCCAACUUCUUCAUCAGAGGAACUACAAACAUCUGAAGCUGAAAGUUUUCUGUCUGAUUCACCCCUUUUCCUUUUUGACACUGCGCUGCAGCUGGACAAGAAACUUUCACCCUGCGUGGAGAACCUGUGCGGGACAUGCGGGGGUUUGGGGCUUUGUUGGCUGCGCUUGCGGUUCUCUCGGCCGUUUUGAGGAGCUCCGAGGCCGGGGUGAGGAUGCAGAACGGCGCGCCCGGGGUGCAGAAAGCUGGAGAGGCGACGAACAGUUCCGUUGUUGACCGGGAGGAAAGCUCCAGAGCAGCGGGACAGACCACCUGCCCUGACCGCUGUCGCUGCGAGGGGGACGGGCGGCUGCACCGGGUGGACUGCUCGGACCUGGGGCUCCGGGAGAUACCGAGCAACAUGAGCGUGUUCACAUCCUACCUUGAUCUCAGUAUGAAUAAUCUGACUGGGAUGUCCAGUGGAGCUUUAUCCAACCUGUACUUCCUGGAGGAGCUACGUUUGGCAGGAAAUGAUCUGUCCUUCAUCCCCAAAGGAGCGUUUAACGGCCUCUACAACCUUAAAGUGCUUAUGCUACAGAACAACCAGCUGAAUUCAGUUCCUGCUGAAGCUUUUAACAACCUUCACAACCUUCAGUCACUUCGCCUGGAUGCCAAUCAUAUCUUCAGCGUUCCACCAGGCUGUUUCUCUGGGCUGCGUUCCCUUCGCCACCUCUGGUUGGAUGAUAACUCUCUGACAGAAGUCCCAGUUAAGGCUCUCGCAGAGCUGCCGACCCUGCAAGCCAUGACGCUCGCCCUCAACCACAUCACUCACAUCCCCGACCACGCAUUCAGCAAGUUGGGUCGCCUGGUGGUGCUGCAUCUCAACAACAAUAGGAUCGUUUCCAUGGGCACCAACUGCUUCCACGGACUCCACAGUGUGGAGACGCUGGAUUUAAACUACAACAGCCUGGUUGAGUUUCCUACGGCCAUCCGCUCACUGAGCCACCUCAAAGAGCUGGGUUUUCAUAGCAACAACAUCCAGUCCAUUCCAGAGCAUGCCUUCACUGGGAACCCCUCACUGAUUUCCUUGUUUUUCUAUGAUAAUCCAAUUCAAUUUGUGGGACGGUCGGCCUUUCAGAACCUGCCGGAGCUUCGGACACUAUCUCUGCACGGAGCAGCAGAACUCACAGAGUUUCCAGAUCUGACGGGAACCAAAAGUCUGGAGAGCCUGACCAUCACUGGAGCUCAGAUAACGUCUCUUCCCAGUUAUAUGUGUGAACAGCUUCCAAACCUGCAGCUGCUCGACCUCUCGUAUAACAAGAUCCAGACUCUUCCAAGCUUCUCUGGCUGUGAGAGCCUCCAGAAGAUUGACCUCCACCACAAUGAGAUAGAGGAGCUGAGGGAGAACACCUUUACUGGUCUGAUGACCCUGCGCUCGCUGGAUUUAUCCUGGAACCGGGUGUCAUCUGUGAAGCCAAAUUCAUUCUUUGGUCUAACAGCUCUCUCCAAACUUGACCUGUCGUCCAAUCAGCUGUCCUCUCUGCCUCUUACUGGUCUGCAGAGCUUAACUCACAUUCGGCUGGUGGGAAACGAGCAGCUGAUGGAGUUAAUACCCCGAGAAGACCUACCACGAGUCAGGUUGAUGGAGCUUCCAUAUGCCUUCCAAUGCUGUGCCUUCAUCUCCUGCGAGAAGAGAGAAGGAGAAGGAGGAGGUUUAUCCUGGGAAAGGGAGGAGGUGGCAGACUCUUCUUCAAGAGACCCUCCUUUCCAUUUCAGUCAAGUGGACCAGGACUGGGACGAUUUUCUGAUGGAGUUUGAAGAUGAGCCCAAACCUCAACACUCUGUUCACUGCAGCCCAACUCCAGGACCUUUCCGUCCCUGCAUCCGUCUUCUUGGCAGCUGGAUGAUCCGCGGCGGGGUUUGGCUCAUGGCAGGAAUCUCAUUGGUCGCCAACGGUCUCGUUGUCUUUUCAGUCUUCUUUUCUGCAGCCAGCAUGGUCACACCCCCGAAGCUCCUGAUUGGUCUGCUGGCUCUGGUUAACAGCCUAAUGGGCGUAUGGAGUGGCUGGCUCGCGGCGGUGGACGCCUGGACGUUUGGCAGCUUCUGGAGGUACGGGGUGAAGUGGGAGAGCAGCUUCCUGUGUCGCCUCAGCGGCUUCCUGUGUGUGUUUGCAUCUCAGACGGGACUCUUCCUGCUGACGGUCGCAGCUCUGGAGCGGUGUUUGUCCGGCGCAGGUGCAACACAAAGCAACAAAACCGACAGCAACAGUGGUCAUUCUUUGUCUCCGCUCUUCAUGCGUUUGUCCAUCUGUCUGUGUUUCCUGCUCGGCUUCAUCAUCACCCUGCCUCCUCUGAUGGCGGGUCACAGUAGCUCCUCCUUCUGUUUGCCGCUCCCUUCGUCGUCCUCCUCCUCCUUCCUGGCCUUUUCUGUCUCCUUGGUGCUCUUCGACUCGCUCUGUUUCCUCGUCAUGACGCUCGCCUACACUCGCCUUUACUGCCGCACCACCAAAGCUUCACCAAACUCUGAUGAUGAGGCGGUGUUGACUCGUCACGUCGCCUGGCUGCUCUUCUCCGACUGCCUCCUCUACCUCCCUGUUGCCUUUCUCUCCUUCUCCUCCCUCCUGCGGCUCCCCGCUGCCGGCCCUGAGGCAGCGAAGGGAGUCCUGCUGCUCGUGGCUCCGCUUCCAGCCUGUGUAAAUCCGCUCCUCUACCUCCUCUUCAACCCACUCGCUAGAGGGGAGUUGUCAUCAUUGGCAGCACGCACCUGUGUGGGUGCAGUGAGGUCAAAAUUACAAAGAAGGGAAGCAACAGGAGGUUGGCAACUGGAUUCGACGUAUGAUGAAGACGCAGAGAAGCAGUCAUGUGACUCGACACAGGCGCUGGUGGUUGUCGAAGGUGUGAAAGAAGAGGAGGAGCAGCAGUCGGUGUUGGUCACCCAUCAUCGUUAAAUGGACACAAAACUCACUCAUGUAGGGUUUAUUGGUCUCACCUGACAGAAGCUCGAAUAUUGGUCCCAUCGGCUGUAAACAAAAACGUUUUCAGUCUGUAAGUCAUUGCUCCGAGAUAAGUCUGUUUCAGAUGGGUCCCGUUUUUAAAGUUGAUCUGGCCCCAACCAUAAAACACCACAGAGGAUUUAUUCUUACAGAACCUUCAAAGUCUUUUUCAUUUCAGGGGUUUCAGGGAACAUUUGGUUCUCACCGGUUUUUAAAAUAAGGUAACUCCAACCUCAGCUGGAGAACAGAGCAUAAAAUACUACACUGUGCCACAUAGAACCCCAUUCUUCUUUCCAGCAUUGCUUCAGCUGAACCACAGCAUUUCCUUUAGGUUUAGAUCUGGACUUGGACUAGGCCAUUGCAUAACCCGAUUUGUUUCGUUUUUCAGCCAUUCUGAUGUAUAUCUGCUAAUGUUUUUGUUAACGGUGUUCUGUUGAUGACCCAGAUUGGUCCAUACUUGACCUGUCAGACAGAAGGACUCACAUUUGACUCCAAAAUACUUUGGUAUACAGAGGAGAUCAUGGUCCACUCAAUGACUGGAGGUUCCUGUGGCUGCAAAACAAGCCCAGAUCAUUAGCCCUCCUCCACCGUGCUUUGCAGUUGGUAUUUGUGCUGGAAGGUUAUGUUCGGUUAUGUUUUGAUGCUUCAUGAACAUCUUCUUUGGUCAUAUCACCAAUAAAACAACAAUGAAAUGUUUAGGUACAGAUUCCUUCAAUAAUCCUUUAGGUAGAUUGUAACCUUACAGUACAACAUGCAUCUUGUAGCCCAAGAGCUUAGACUGUGUAGACUGUGUACUGAUCCAUAUUGAUGAGUCUAUGGCCCAGCCACUAACCUAGGUACUCUGUAAAAUUGAGAUUCCCCCUUUAGCUUCUCCACUAAAAGUCGCAACAGGGAGAAGCAGUGAGAGGAAAGGGUAAACAAUGCCAAAGUAAAUGUGUAUAUGAUGAAUCUUUAGCCAAGCACUGCUAUGGCCAUGCUUAGGGGUUGGGGCUCCCUUGUUGCUUCUGGGCCAGGAUAAUUAGCAGCAAUUGAUGGAGCCAUGAAUACUGCUCUCUACCAGAAAAUCCUGAAGGACAACGCCCGGACCUCAGAUUGGAACCUGCAGUUGGAUUAUGCAACUGGACAAUGAUCCAAAGCACAGCAGAAGGUCCAGCUUUGGAUGACUUAAAAAAACUAAGCAAAAUGACCAAUUUUUUAGUGGCCUAAACAAAGUCCAGAGUUAAAUAUGAUGCAGAUGCUUUGGUGUGAUAUUAAAAAAACGUUCAGGGGAAAAACCUUCCUAUGUAACUGAAUUAAAACAAUUCUGCAAAGAAGAGUGGGUCAGAUUUCCUCCACAGUUGUUACUAGUUAUCACUAAUGCGUAAUGGGUGCUAUUCCUGUCAAGACUGGAACUCCCAGUGAUUAGGUUUAGGGUGUAAUUACUUUUUGAUUAUUUAAGAUGCACAUGAUUCCAGAAUCAACUGAUGAAUUUUUGCUCUACUUUACCAGCUGUUGUCAGGUGAGAUCAAACCUACAGGUCCAGCAAAUGUAGCAGCAGCUAAAGAAGAGAAGCUCCCUAUGAACUUCCCCUUUUUAGCCCUCAGUUUUCCUUUUUUUUUCCCUGCAGGGAACCGUCCAAUCUAAUCGGAGGGUUAUAGACACUCGCGGGUAUCAUGAAGGGUUUCACUUUAAAACAGGUCCCAGUUUUACAGCAACGUUCUAACAAACGCUGCAGCAAAUGUUCACGCUAACGCCUCGUGUUUCUGCGAGCGAGUGUGAAAACUGCAGCAUGCAUGAGAGUUUUGUCACAGAGUCGAACCUCAGAAUGAAAACAGGAGUCGAACCAAGAGGAGAAAAACUAGCUGGAGAAUAAAACACAAAUCAUCCAUUCAUCUAAUUUGAAAUAUUGACAUCUUUCACUGAUUAAGAUGACUGAGAUGAAUCAUUCUGGCUUUAUUUUCAGAUCCCAGGUGUCGUGUUUUUUGGGCGCAUCAUUUAUUAAAAGUAGUCUGUUUUUAUGUGUAAACUGUGUUGUAAAUAGGCGCUACUGUGACAAUCUUCGUGUUAUGUAGACUGUGAGAAAUCUGUUUUUUUAAAGGUUUUUAUUGUUUGUAUAUUACAGUUUAACACUCGUCCCUUUCAUGUCUGUCGUGUGAAGCGGGGAUUGUGAACACUGUUUCUACAUAAAUGUGACCUAAAAUACCUUCAGAUUUUCUCGACUCCCCUACUAAACCUUUGUGGGAGAAACAUUUUCUACUGCAUUUAUUUAUUUAUCUUGUUAAAAUGGUCUGGCAUUACAUAUUUUUUUAAAGGAAAAUCUUUAAUCUUUGCUUUCUGUGAUGAUUCAAUAGAUGUUAAAGAGUAAUCAGUCCUGAUUAAACCAAUGCUAAGCUUUACAUUUGUUGGGUUUUCACCUAUAAAACCGUCACUGUUUGCUCUUCCAAGCCAUUUCUGUUGUCUUUUAAAUCACAGCAUCUUUACAUAUUUUGUUUGUUUUUAUCUUGCUAAAUAAUAAACAGUUUUCUUGACAUUAUACGUAUAACAAGGAAGUGUGCCAAAUCAGCAACAUUUACGAUCCAGAAAGCCAUUUUGCAAAAUCUAAAUGACCAUUUGAGAAAAGAUUAUUUAUCAAAUUGCAAAGAAACUUUGAUUCAUAAAUAAAUUAAACAACCACAAUUCUUAUUUAGUUUUUUCAAUGUUUACUCAAAUAAAACAUUUAGCCUUUAGAAAAAGAAAAUGUAUUUCUUUUUUUUAGUAGAGUUCUCCAUAACUGUGGCAAACUAAAGGGAAAAAAGCCCAUAGUCUAAAAACAAAUUGCAAAAAGUGGAUGAACAAAUAUCGUUUUUACUUUUGGUUUGUGGAGAUUCUAUCCAAAUAUUGCAUGGAAACUCUUACAGCAUCUAAUAAAGCCUGUCUUUUAUAUUAAAAGCGCAUUUCUAAAUAAUUUUGGGCCCACAUUUUAAAAACCACUCCGUCAGAGUUAGAGACUCUUGGUCCAAACCUAUAAUACAGAACCGUGUUUCACUGUAUUCUUACUUUUCUCCAGGCUUUGCGUUUAACUGAACAGUAAACUUUGAAUUUUUAGACAUAUGUUGCAACACAAGAUUUGUUUUAAUCCUUUAUUUGAUUAAUUUGUUGAAUGUUGUGUAAAUAAUCAGGACACAGGAAUUUUCUGUACAAUUGGGCGUAUCAAAAAACUAGUAAAACUAUUUGACAAAGUAAUAAUCAAUUAAAAGUAGAAUGUUUUACAUAUUUUAAAUACUGCAACUGUUAUUAAGAUAUAAAGAGGAUCCCAAGGACAAGUGCACAAUGAAACAACAGCUUGUUAUCUCUACUGGUAAAUAUGCUGAAACAGUGCUUCAAGGUAAUAAUUGGAUAAUUACAGACAAUAACAUUGACUUCAUCAUUAUAUUGAACUGAAGCUGUCACAGAUUAAAAGAGUUCAACACCCAGAAGGUACGGUCCAGUUUGGUCCUAAAUAUUGUCCAUUAGUGUAAUCAGGCUCUUAUGGUGCCUCCAACAGUUGGUCAGAAUAGUAAGUUAAGGUCAGCAAACACAAAGGUUGCUACAUAGAUACAUUAGACAGAGUAACUGCAUUUAUGUAACGCUUUUCUAGUCACACUGACCACUCAAAGCGCGACCUGCACACAUUCCUGCACCUGUAUGCAGAUUGGUAGGCAAUUUGGCGAUAGGUGCCUUGCAGAGAGGCACAUCGACAUGUGACCAGAGGGAGCUGGAAGACCGUUACUUAAGAUAUUGUUAGGGACAUAUUUUGGGUUUGUAUGAAGCCAAGUGGUUCCAUAGUGCAUGAGCCUGAUGUUUAGCACAGUUGUCCAGACUGGAACAAAUAGCUACAUGAGGGCACCCAGUGGUAAAAAAAAUAUCCCCCUUUUCUGGGCAAUUUGCUUAAUGUGAUAAAUCAGUCCUGGUGCAACCCCCCAUAAACUCCUACACGUGCUAACUCUUUGAAAAUCGAACCAUUUACAUCCCUUUUAUUGCACUUGGACUAAAUCACCUCCAAAUCCAACCGUUCAUUCAUAGGUUUGUAACUUUGUGCUAACCUCUGCAAUCAUAAACAGCAGUAUGUGGAAACUUAACGAUGCAAUUUGUUUCACCUUGAUGAAUCAUAUCACUUUUGUUACAGCGAUGUUCAACUAACUGAACGUUUUUUGCUAUGAACAGGGUACAAUAUUGUUAUGUUUGUAUGUAUGUUGGAUUCCCUCUUAAUUUUCCUGCGUAAUCGUGUGAUUGUUCAUUUUAGUUUAUCUCACAACUUUUUAAUCUAAUUAUGUUUUUGAGCAGGUUUAUUAUUGAUAUUAGAACAUAAUUACCACCAAACUGCCGUAGUACAAAGAGCUUCCAAAUUUAAAACACUUUAAGGUGACUUCCAAGGUUACUUGUUACAAAAUUAAUUAUCAAUGUGAUUUCAUUUAUUUUACUUUGCAUUCCAUAAAUGCACAGGUGGAUGGAAAUUAUUGUUUUGCUUUCUGCUUUCCACCCCCACAGUUAGUCAUUCAUAACGACAAAAACAACAAACACUAAAUACCAAUAAGAACUUUCCUGAAAAGUUUGUCGUGAGUUGAUGUUUUUCUGUAUGUGACGUAUUGAUUUCUGGUUGAAACACAUUUUCAGUGUUGUACUUUUUAUUUAUAAUGCUUUCUCGCAGAAAAAUGUAAGACAAACAACAAAAUAAAAUGUGGGUGGAGUUUAAUCUACUACCCCGGCCCAUUACAAUAUGCUCCAUCCAUAUGUGUCUCCACAGUAACAAUCAAAAGAAUAUAUAAAAAAAGAAUAUCUACAAAGCAUGACUAUGAAUGUGUGCUGUGUUGAAGUUUGCUGCUGCACUUUUCUGUGAUCGACACUUAAAAUGUAAAAGAAAUUAUGAACACAUAAAUGGUUCUUCCUUCCAAAUGUUCUUCUUCUCCUCUUGUAAACAUUUGUAAAGCAUCUGAGUGUUUGUUGGAGUGUAGUUUGUAAUAUUUGGCUAGAAGUUAGAGCUUGUGAUGUAAAUAAAAACAGCAGUGCUUCAAA
Messenger RNA from Girardinichthys multiradiatus, 9319 nucleotides. RefSeq names its product leucine-rich repeat-containing G-protein coupled receptor 5-like. Gene Ontology annotation, biological process: G protein-coupled receptor signaling pathway. The transcript has 20 exons. The coding region runs from base 1475 to 4264 and encodes 929 amino acids. Gene Ontology annotation, molecular function: protein binding; G protein-coupled receptor activity. Gene Ontology annotation, cellular component: membrane. NCBI's taxonomy places the organism in Eukaryota, Metazoa, Chordata, Actinopteri, Cyprinodontiformes, Goodeidae. The record is from RefSeq and is a predicted model, not a curated record.